AUGGAUGCAGCCGAUGAUCGGGAAGUAAAACUUCAACGGGCAUCCAGUGAUCUGGUGACGGAGUUUUCGGCAAAGCUGCCAUCGCUGCUGUGGAGAGCCCAAAAUGGAAUUCCUCUCCGUACCCCACGCAAAUGGGCGCCAGUAGCCAAGACAGAGAAGCUUGUCAGCCUUCUCGAACCCUUUCAAGAAUGGCCCCAGCUGCUAGACCCGCAUCUUCACAAGCUUCUGCCUCCGUUAGUGGAUGCUUUCCUGGCUUACUUGGUGAAGCACCGUGGCCAGUAUGCUUCGAAGCCGGUGAAAAACUCACAGGGUGCUGCUCUAUACCCGCUACCAAGAGCCAUCUGCAGAUUGCUGUAUACUUUCUGCAAAGUCCGUGGUGUCAAGGUGAUCAGUCGGUUCUUGAACAAUGAGCCCAAGUAUCUUGAUUCGAUGCUACGUGCUUUUAUCGAAUGGGACUCGGUUAGCAGCUCAGGCACAGCAGAGGAUAAUAUAGAUGAUCAACCUCAGACCUUACAAUGGGAAGAGCGUUAUGUGAUGCUAGUUUGGCUGUCGCAUCUUCUUCUCGCGCCGUUCGACCUUUCUUCGCUGUCAUCAGAGGAUAUUCCAGUUCCUUAUGACAAUUUGAAACAACUAGGCGAUAUUUCUCCACAGACCCCGAUGCUUGCUAGGUCAGUCUUGUCGCUGGCGUUGCAUUACAUUAAUACCUCCGGCAAGGAGCGCGAGGCAGGAACCGCUCUUCUGGCACGAAUUAUCCUGCGCGGGGACAUGCAAAGACUCGGUCUUCUCACGUGUCUAACGGAAUGGGCCUUUGCCACAGUUCAACCCAACGAGAACGCGGAAGCGCCAUCUGUCUACUCCUGUAUCGGCAUUCUUUCUUUCAUUGCCCGCCUAGCCGGCUCCGGUCAGGUUGAAGAUUUUGCUCCUUUGCUUCAAAAUGUCUUUGAUCAAACACUCAGUGUCUCACAAGGACAAUCAAAAGUAUCUUCGAUCAUUCGGUCGUCUGCCCUGGCGAGAAAGACCGUGAUCAAGAUCCUCCGCAAUAUCGCGGUCAUGGCCUUGUCGCUAAGCGAGCGGAAAGAUAACAGCAUGACGGAUGAUCAAUUAACAAACAUCCUAGAAGAGGUCAUUGACCAUUUCCUCGUCUCAUUGGCGGACAAGGAUACACCUGUGCGACUUGCUUCGAGCAAAGCUCUCAGUGUGAUCACCUUAAAGUUGGAUCUAGAAAUGGGAGCUGAAAUUAUCGAAGCUGUCAUUGGCUCACUGGGAGAGAACAUUCUCUAUGAAAAAGAGAACGGUUCUUUGGUGACGCCGUUAGAGGCACUCAAAACUGGCAUUGAAACUUUCAAGCGCAAUCUUAGCGCCGUGGAUGCACAACGAUGGCAGGGCCUAAUUCUUACUCUAUCCCAUCUACUUUUCCGCCGUGCGCCUCCACUCCGGCAGCUUCCUGAUAUUCUUCAUUCUCUUGUUUUGGGUCUCGUUUUCGAGCAGAGGUCAUCCACAGGUAGUUCCGUGGGAACGGGCGUGCGAGAUGCUGCCUGCUUUGGUGUCUGGGCCAUAUCUCGGAAGUACACAACUUCGGAACUGCAAGCAUUGCCAGCGCAAGUCAUCCCUUCCAUUUCUGGGAUUAGCGAGGUAGAUGUUCUACAGAAGCUGGCUGUUGAACUCGUCUGCUCUGCUUGUGUGGACCCCUCUGGCAACAUUCGACGCGGUGCUUCUGCCGCCUUGCAGGAGUUGAUUGGCCGUCACCCAAACACCAUCACCGAAGGUAUUCCGCUGGUACAGAUUGUCGACUACCAUGCCGUUGCGCGACGCUCACGCGCUAUGAUUGACGUGGCGAAAGCAACAGCCUCUCUAGAUUCCAUGUACUGGAGUCCGCUUUUGGAGGCUUUGAUGAACUGGCGAGGUAUCGGUUCUCCUGACGCUGAGUCCAGGAGACAAGCAGCUAAGUCCAUCGGGACAUUGAGUGCACAGGAAAGUCUCAAGACGAUGUCUGUGGUGUUGCAACGUCUCUUGCACAGACUUCCUUGUAUCCCUCGAAAUGAUGUGGAGUCGCGACACGGCUGUCUCUUGUCUAUUGCAGCUGCAAUGGAUGCUUUUAUUUUUGAACUAGAAGCAUCACCAGAGAAGAAGGAAUCACUCGAAGGGAAAGAAAUCUCUUCCCAGGUAUCCAAGAUAUGGGACAUCUUCGGAUCUCCAUCUGGCCCUACCGACAACGACCUGACUUUCCAGAAUUCUCGCCCUGAAUUGACAGCAGAGGCAUCAUCCUGUCUGAUUGCCUCGCUUUCUCAGUCCACUGUCUCGGUCGGCCUUGACCGGCCCUCGGAUGCAGUGCUCGAUCGAGUCUUGCGCGUUCUUUCACUUUGUGUCUCCCGAAGCGACGAUAUCUCUAUCGAAAGGUCGUCGAAUGCUUUAUCCACAAUUUUCCCUGUCUUAACACCACUCAAGCAGCAGGAGACGGUGCAGGGAUGGGUUUAUCAUCUGCAUACUUCGUCAAGGUCACCAAGCGGUCGUGGCCAAAUCCUAGCACUCGGUGCAGUCUUCAAACGACUUCAAGGAUCAGAUGAUUUGCAAGACAGUAUCAUUAAAGAAGUACUUCGGUGCGCAGAUAAGGAGGAAUUGAUUGAAAAGCGAGUAGCCGCGGUUAAAUGUUUGGCCGCCAACAUCUUGCCUUACACAACUCCUACAGAAAUGAUGGCCAAUGGCGUGAUUGACUUUCUCAACGACUACACGACGGACAGACGAGGCGACAUCGGAUCUCUAGUUCGAGUGGAAGCAAUUCAAGCUGCAGGUAUUAUCUUACAGCAAGAAUCUGGCCUAGCUUCACACUCAACAAUAGUCCAAAACCUGGUCGGUUGCCUUUGUCGCCUCGCUUCUGAGAAGCUUGACAAGGUCAGACUACAAGCAUGGCUCUGUUUACAAGGCUUCUGGGAAUUUGCGGAGCUCCCAGUUGCUAAAUAUGAUCACUUCAGCCACGUUUCGUCGCAAGAAUACUUCGAUCAAUUGAUCACACUAUACAACGUCCAAUGGUUACGACUGCCACUGCUACAGGGACUGGCAACUUCUACGGUCGCAGGUACUGAGGGUCUUAUUCGGGCGUCUCGCUCAGCUUUGAUCCAGUCUAUCAAUUCUUAUGGCGCUACGCAGCGCCAGGCUGUCUUGGUUGAGAUGUUACAAGUACUAUCGACCAUUCUGACUAAUAACGUCCAAGAUGAUCGUUACGCGAUUCCCACCAUCGAGUUCGUUGCAUUCCUGAUAGACAGCUAUGCUGUCGCUGGGGAGGAGCUCGAUCCAAUUUUCCGAAGUGUCUUCGUCCUGGUCCAAAAAGCACACUUCCGGUCAUCGAACAUCGCACGUUUGGAAGCUGGUGUCAAGGUUUAUGGGGCCAUGGCGAGGCUUGGGCCUUUGCGUAAUGGUGUCUUGAAGAAAAUGAUUGGACUUUUAGUGCAUCCUUUCCCAAGGAUUCGGGCCAGCGCUGCAGACUACCUAUUUACCGUGACGGACUCUGAGAUGCUCAAGUAUGAGGAUUGGUCUGCACAGCCCAACCAAUUAAAGGACAAGAUGGAAAGUGUGAAGGUUGAGCUGGCUAUUAAGUAG
Messenger RNA from Penicillium atrosanguineum, 3594 nucleotides. RefSeq names its product tubulin-specific chaperone D. Gene Ontology annotation, biological process: tubulin complex assembly; post-chaperonin tubulin folding pathway; microtubule cytoskeleton organization. The record is from RefSeq and is a predicted model, not a curated record. The transcript is spliced from 5 exons. Lineage: Eukaryota; Fungi; Ascomycota; Eurotiomycetes; Eurotiales; Aspergillaceae. The coding region runs from base 1 to 3594 and encodes 1197 amino acids. Gene Ontology annotation, molecular function: GTPase activator activity; beta-tubulin binding.